AUGGAAAAACUCUCUCCAAGCUCUCCACCAAUUUCUUUAAUUGCUUCUCAGUGGACAAAAUUCCGUGAAGCUUGGAUUCCAACUCUCAAAGAUCAUAUUCCUAUUGCAUCUUUUGGUAGUGUCUACUGGAGUGCUAAUUGGGAUAUUCAUCCGGAUUGCGCAAAUUUAGAAUCUUAUGAAAUAAAAAAUUGUAUUAUCUCUAAAUAUCCUUUUCAUUUAUCCAUUGAAAUAUCUCAAGAAAAAGAUUACUCUACUGAAAAACUUUGGGAUGUGUUUAACUCUGGAUCCGUACCUAUUAUCUGGGGUGCACCUAAUAGUCGUUCGUACCUACCACAUCCUAAAUCUGCCAUUUUUAUUGAUGAUUUUCCUGAUGUUAAAGCUCUUGCCGAUCAUUUAAAGUAUUUAAUGGAAAAUAAAACGGCUUAUUUGGAAUAUCAUAAAUGGAGAACUGCCAAGGAAUGGUCGGAAGGAUUUGAAAGAAAAGUAUAUAUGAAUAUUGAAAAUAUGGAAUGUAAUGUUUGUAAAGAGGUUGCUAGGUUAAGAAUUUUAGAAGGAAGGGUUAAUCUUCCACAGUUUCAAGUUGAUUUAGAGGAUAAUGUUAAUUAUAUUUAG
Dentiscutata heterogama is the source of this 612-nucleotide messenger RNA. The record is from the annotation of a GenBank genome assembly. Lineage: Eukaryota; Fungi; Glomeromycota; Glomeromycetes; Diversisporales; Gigasporaceae.